AUGGUGGAAGAAUCUAGACUACUUCUGAAAAUCGAGGAAGAAUCAAUAAAAUUUAGCUCAAUUGUUGAUAUCCCUCUUAAUCUAUGUUCAUUAUCCGAAGAUUCAAAAGAGUUUCUUGUCUAUAAUGUAGAAAGCAAUAAAAUUUGUGCAAAAAUUCCAAAUCCCAUACCUUUUGAGCUAAAAUUCAAAGGAUUUAUGUGCAAACUAAGUGGAUCUCAGCAUUUUUACUAUGGUGGUUGCCUAAAAGAUGAUACACCCGUUGGAUUUUGUCUUCUUAUAGAUAUAAAAACACUUUCAGUUGAAUUUUUAAAUCCUGGACUGCCAAGAUAUUGAGCCAGCCCGAUUUAUUAUGAAAAUUUUGUCUAUGUGUUUGGUGGCUCUACAGCAAAAAGAAGCGAUCAAGUCAUAAGCAGCAAAUUUAAUUUGAGAAAAAACAAGUGGAAAAGGAUAGCUGAUUUACCGAGCAAGGCAGAGCAAACAUCAACAGUCGUCUACGAAAAUAAAAUUUUGAUCUCAGGACGCAAGCUUGGCUAUGUAUGAAAAUAUGACCCUGAAGAAAAUUCAUAUGAAAGACUUUUAAAGACUAAUAAAAACCCUUGGAAAAUGUUUUUUGUAUUGAAUAGCAGGUGCUAUUUGGUAACAACUGAGCGAGUUUGCUAUCGUUCAGAAGCGAAUGAUUGGAGGCAUUGGCAAUUCUAUGGAAAAAUAAAAGGUUGCUGUUGGCCGCUUUCGAAUGUCUGCUAUUAUAAUAAAAAUUUUUUAUAUUUUGACCAGCAUGCGAGAUUAUGACAAGUUGAUAUAAAGAAAUUAGAGAUUGAAAAAAUAGCAACAGCAUCAGAAAUUCAUUUUUUGAAAAGCAAUUUGGAUCAAAUUAAUAGAAGGUGGAUAUUUUUUUACUACUUAAAAGCGUUAUUAAUAAAUUAAUAUCAAAAAAAUUUAAAUUUAUAAGAGGAGAACUAGAAUUUCGUGUUAUAGAAAAAUAAUAUUAUUUUUCAAACACUUGCUUGUAAAUAGUUUUUGAAAAUAUAAAAUAAGUAAACCCCCCUUCAAAUAAUGAUAAAAAAAUCACUUAUUCAUAAGGAGGAGGAGUUAG
Messenger RNA from Blepharisma stoltei, 1093 nucleotides. NCBI's taxonomy places the organism in Eukaryota, Ciliophora, Heterotrichea, Heterotrichida, Blepharismidae. The record is from the annotation of a GenBank genome assembly.